AACAGUGGGUCUUACUACAUCCAAUACCCUUCACUUGCUCAAUUCACUGACCUGACUGACUUGCACACACUCUUGUAACAGCACCUUCUUUUCCUCUCCUAGAACUCAACGCAGGCACAGGGUCCCUAGUAUGAACGACUCAAUCCUUUACAAGCAGAGAAUAAUGUUACCAUGACCAAUGAGCCGGAUAUAACAAGUAUUUUAAACAUCGAUGAGGUCCUUAGCAACAUUGUAACCGUGACGGCGAGUGUUAUCUUAUCUUCGAUAAAGCGACGGAAGGUAGCGGAAUGGAUCGGACGCGCUCGGGAAGCUUCGCACGGAAUGGCUGGACCAGGCUAGCUAAGCAGGCCAAUCCCUUCGUGGCAUUUCAUCCAAGCAUAAUGUACGUGGAUCAGUGACAACUAACGACACCCGUAGGGUCUCAGAUCAUCGAGGUUGCCUUGCCUUGAAACGAUGUGGAAGUGACACGGAAUGCAAUGAAGCACCGUGCUGUAAUUCUUUUGUCUUCUCAUGAGAAUCUGUAACUCCAUGCCUCCGACUUUCGCCAGACUCGCCUCGGCGGGCGCUGGCCUACCACAGAAGCGAACGUACAUUCCGUAUAUAAGAUCUCUCAGUGGAUACGCACUGUAAUAAACCGCACCCUGUUCUCUCCACCAUGUCGCUGCUCGUAGAUACCCUCGUCGAUGACGUCCUCAUACAGCUAAUUCUCACCUUGCCCGUACCAGACGUUCUCAGCAUUCGCAAGACAUGCAAGCGUCUUUCCUACCUCACAAAGCUCAGAACCAUCUGGUGCACUAAGUUUCACACUGAGGUUGUGAGGCGGAAGCUACCUAUUCCGGGAAGUUAUCUUCCUUUCACGGAUUUGCCUACGGCGGACUUGGAAUGGAAGACUCUGCGUGCUCUGCAGCUUGAGAAUAAAUGGCGAAGGAUCUCGAGGCACACUGCUCUGACAAGCGUUCUACCCGUCUCCGAGCCUGUCGAGAAAGUUAUCUUAUUGCCGGGUGGAUACCAUACUUUGACGGUGCAUACCGAUCGCAUUGUGCGAUGGUGCAUCAGUCUUCAGAGCUUCAGCCAGAAUGCAGUGAUAGAACGCUUGGAUAGUUGGAUGUCUCCCGGGAUUAUUACCAACGUGGUGCGUGAUUUGGAGCUUCCCGAUCGCAUUGCAGUUGCAUCGCUCGCAGAAUCACAGACAAUCCUCACUAUCUUGUCAGCCACCGCUGAUGGUGUCUGUACCGAGUUAGGCCGCUCAACCUUGAUCGGAGGAAAUCUGGCAGGCCUCCUCGGGGAUUACAUUCUUCUAUCGGAUAUAACUAGUGCUUCGCUCGUGAACUGGCAGACCGGCGAUACGCUCAAACUGCAGGUGCCGCUCGACGCUGGCGAGUACUUGACGUUCGCUCUAUUCCAGGAUUUCAUCGUCAUUCUCUGGUCUCAAGCGCUCGCGAUAUUCCCCCUUCCUUCCGCCUCAACAAAGACAGUUUCAGGCAGUAUGGAAUACAAACAAUCUUUCGCUUUCCACCAACCAGUUCAACAACCCAUCUCCAUGACGAAUUGCCUUCCUCGCACCCUUCCCAGCACUUCACCAUUCCAACUACCAGGCCCCGAAGGCCUUCCCUGUCUAUCUGUCAUCUCAUCAUCCCCCGUGCAGAACGCAUGGGGUGCGCAAAGCGGUAUCACGCGAUCCGUUUUGUUUCCUAUCGACAACAACAACACGUUCUCACUCUCGAGUAUUCCUAUGGCUCUAGAUUUCGAAGAGUGUUCUGAAAUAUGUAUCGGCCCUAGCGGUCGAGGCGUUUGGAUCGACAAUGGUAAUCUUCGACCGUGUACGCCACGCACGAUGGUAUCAGGGCUUGGAGAAUUGCAGGUCGUUGAUUUCGAUGAUGGUUGCCGACCGCUGUGUCGAGUUCCAAGCAAGGACAAUGGGCCACUUUGUUUGGAUUUCGAUGAUGGCAUGGGUCGGAUAGCGAUUGCUCAUGGGAAGGAGGUGAAGAUUAUAGAUCUUGUUUGAUUCAAAGUCGGAUGUUGUUGGUCUACUGGUUACAUCAUCGGACAUAUAGAAGUUACACUACAAUACUAUACAUGACAUAGACAUAGAAAAGUCAAACUAUUAGAGUAGCCAGCAAUGCAUGCAAUGCU
Somion occarium is the source of this 2133-nucleotide messenger RNA. The record is from the annotation of a GenBank genome assembly. Lineage: Eukaryota; Fungi; Basidiomycota; Agaricomycetes; Polyporales; Cerrenaceae.